Seminavis robusta is the source of this 1038-nucleotide messenger RNA. The record is from the annotation of a GenBank genome assembly. Lineage: Eukaryota; Bacillariophyta; Bacillariophyceae; Naviculales; Naviculaceae.
AUGGACUCUCUUCCAGGAUCUAGUAGUAGACAAGAACCGAACCAAGUGCAAGCCGAUGACAAUGAGGCAGCCAGGAGAAAUGAAGAAGAAGCGGUAGCUGAGAAUCAGGGUGCACCCGUUCAACCAGCACCGGAAGGAGGAAACAAUGAUGACGACGAGGCGUCUAUAGAUAGCUUAGACGACUACGACGACGAGGAUGAUGAUGAGGACGAGGAGGCUCCCAUCCCCGCAGUCAUCCAAUCCCACAGCCCCGAUGGACCCGAGCGCAUGGCGCUGACGGAACAAGAACGCACGUGGGCGCUUGCCAUCAAACAAGCCUGUCUCGACGAUCCGGAUUUGGACCCGCGCAAUGACUUUUUCUACGCCCAGCUGGCUCUGGUGGACCACGGCAAUGUCGCCUCGGCUGUGGAACGAGCACAACAGAUGCAGUACUUUCGGCAAGAAUACGGCUUGGUGGAGGAAAACGCGGAAAUGGCAGCACGCACUUGUCGCGAAUUCGUCAAAAUGCUGCCCAAAUUUUGGUUGAAUUUUAGUUACAACAGUCGGGACGGCAACUAUGUCUUGGCGGUGGACUGUACCCACUUUUACGUACGAAAAAUUAAGGAAUCGCAAGGAACCAUCAACACUUGGAUGCGGGCUACCUAUCUCAUGUGUCAAGCAGAAUGCCCGGAUUUGAAAGCCAUUCGACAGGGUGUCAUCAUCUUGGCAGAAACAGACGGCUUUGAUUGGAAAACCAACUUUGGUUUGGAAGUUUUCAAAAAGUUUUGGGUGGAACUGUGUGCCGUGUAUCCAUACAAACACUCACAAAUCAAGAACUUUCACACGGGAGUACUCUAUAAUCUAUUGCUUUCCAUGACCAGACGAUUCGUACCCAAAGAAAUUCAUGAACGAUUCCAAAUGGGAUGCCUGUGUGAACUGGGACGAUUGGAUGCACUGUAUUUGAAUCCGACGGUCGAAGCCGCCAAUGAGAAAUUACUGGCAUUCACAGAUCAUACCCUGCGACGACGAUAUGCCAACGAAGCGGCAUUUACUCUGUGA